UUGAAACACUUUUUCUGUAUGAAGCCCACAGAAAGUUUAGCCGUUGAAGUGAUUUAAUAAUUAAGAAUGGAUCCCAGUACAGCGAUAUUUACUUCGGUGCCAAAUUUAAAGGAUCUGUGCUAUUUCCGCUGUACAGUUUCAAAUUUACAGAUGACACAUGAAAUCAUCACGGAACUUUAUCACUGCCAAAUUAUUUGCUGCAGGGACAUUAUUAGAACGUUUUCGAGAACAUUAGCUUCUCCAGUUCCUAAGAGUGACCACUAUUUUUAUGUGGUCCUUUCGAAGAAAUAUGCUGAAACUAAUCAGCUCCAAGAUUUUUUCAAAUGGAAAAUUAUUCACUACUCGGAUCCUCAAGAGGUCACUUUUGAAAUUUACAAUAUUUGUGCAAAAUACACUAUUAUUUAUAAAUUGUUGCCAGCCUGGAACAGAGUUGGUGAAUAUUUAUGCAAAGGGCUAAAUUAUUCUGAGCUUACAGACGAACUGGACGCAAUCAAGUUUGAUGUAGACAUGAAGGAAGAAGGACUUUUCUUGCGAUUUAAUCCUCUGAGGCUGAAACUUACACCUUUAAGUUUGGGAGAAGUUGGAGUUACUCAGUCGAAUUUUUUGACACUUCAAACUAAUCCAAAAAUUCCGAUUAGUUUUCGACCUCAUAAAGCUUAUAUCUUACCCAGCUUGAAAAAGUGUAAAUUACUAAAAGUUACAAAAGAAAUUCCAAAAACAUGUAAAUUAAAACAAUAUCAUGUGAUUCGAGAUCAUUGGGAGAAUAUGUAUGGAAUCGUGUUGCCAAAAAAGAAAGAAGGCAUCCGCUUCUACGAAAUUUCCUUUGAGGGAUUUGAGGAACGCACAUUCGUUUAUCCUGAUAUUUGCUUAAAUGCAAAAUUGCCAUCAAUUAUUGAGUGUAAUAAUCAGACUGAUAUCACGAAUCAAUUUUUGAAAAACCUGAAAGAGAACGUUCCCAAAAUUUGUGGUGAAAAUAUUUCCUUCGUUUGUCAGAACGUUAAACCCCUGGGGAAUUUUCUCAGGCCGAAGGAGGUGCAAGCUGCGAGAGGAACUAAUGACACUCCUACCAAGUCAUUGAUGCCUAGAAAUUCCAGUUAUUGUGACAGCUUGAAGAGCUGGAAUAGCUUGAAUGUGAUUAGCUAUGAUUCAAAAGCACCAGGAAGCUUUUCGUUCAAAAUGAACAUCAAUUCCCAAACCUUUGAUAACAAUUCGGUAUCCUCGUUUCAAAGCAAACUCGACAAUCAUUCCAAGCUACAAGAUUCUUUAAUCAGUUCGAGAACAGAAUUUGUGAGCAACUGGCUUCUAAAUUCCUGCGCUUCUCCAGCAAGUUCUCAAGGAACUGAAAGUUCGACAGGCUGUAAAGAAUUCGAAAGACCGAGAGACUCGCCUUUAAUAAAAAGAAUGAAAUUUUUUGAUUCUAACAAGGCAAUCAUACGAUCGAUUGAAUAUGCUAAAGUCUCUCUUUCACCUUUCAAAAAAACAAUUAUCAACUGUAAGAAUAUGCAGCCUCCAAAGUAGAAUUUGAUCAAGAAAGAAUGAGAUAAGUAAUGUAAAAAAUGAUGUACCAAACAUAAUUUGAUGCCUCGGUUGUUUUAAAUUUAUGAGGUUUAAUUUUUAUAUUUUAAAUAUUAUUU
Molecule: messenger RNA, 1634 nt
Organism: Belonocnema kinseyi
Lineage: Eukaryota; Metazoa; Arthropoda; Insecta; Hymenoptera; Cynipidae
Exons: 8
Coding region: 67-1518 (483 amino acids)
Source: RefSeq, a predicted model, not a curated record